Molecule: messenger RNA, 414 nt
Organism: Monoraphidium neglectum
Lineage: Eukaryota; Viridiplantae; Chlorophyta; Chlorophyceae; Sphaeropleales; Selenastraceae
Exons: 3
Coding region: 1-414 (137 amino acids)
Source: RefSeq, a predicted model, not a curated record
AUGGCUUCUUUUACCGCCAGCCGCGUUCAGGCUUCGGGCGUCGCCAGGGACUCGUCCCUGGUGGCUGCGCGGUCCGCGCCUGUCGCCCCCGUGGCCCGUGGGUCGAUUGCCGCCCCGGCUAACGUGCUCCUCGCCGCCAAUGCCCAGGCCGUGCAGAAUGGCGUGCCCGCCAGGCAGGCGCGCUCCCAGCCCAAGCGCGGUGUCGUUUGCGCUGCUGGCAAGGACGCUGCCGUUGCUGAGCGCGAGGUGACCCUGGACCGCUACCGCAACAUCGGUAUCAUGGCCCACAUCGAUGCCGGCAAGGUGGGGCCCUGCAAGCCAGGGAGGGCCUGGGGCGGCCUUCGCACAGGCUCCCCUCGGCGGCCCUGGCGCCCCGCGGGCGCAUGCGACACUGGCGUGCAUUGCUGGAUCUGA